This is a messenger RNA of Cutaneotrichosporon oleaginosum, 2046 nucleotides long. RefSeq lists its product as uncharacterized. The record is from RefSeq and is a predicted model, not a curated record. Lineage: Eukaryota; Fungi; Basidiomycota; Tremellomycetes; Trichosporonales; Trichosporonaceae.
AUGCCAUCGGACCCCCUUGAGGGCUUAAUCUCUGAUGUUGACGAGCUGCACCUCGAGCCUCCUCCGACAUACAAUGCGGCGCUGUCGCAUCCAGCUGUCCCCCCAAACGCGGUGUCCCCAGCUGCGGUCUCCCCGCGGACCACAUCUCACCCGUUGCCUCGCGAACCACCUUCCCCGCCCGUUGCGGCAUCGCAACACUCGGCCUCGCCAACGUCGCCAGACGCAGCGACGUUGAUGUCUACUCUUAUCCCAGGUAUGGGAACCUUUGCGGGCAUCUCGACACUGUUCAAUACCCAGCCUGAGCCGCCGAAACCAUUCGAACUAGUCAUUGACCGGCCUGUUCCAAUACCCACUGUGCGAAUGGAUGACCCCGCCGACAUUGUCUUUCGAUGUCCUGGGCCUGACAACGUGCGCCCCUACGCACUUACGUGGUACCAUAUCCGCGGGGGGCACGAUACAUUCCUCAUGUGCUCCAAAUGCCACCAAGAUUUUGUGGCGGACACGCCGUAUGCGAAGGAGUUUGUUGAGCUGAAGGAGCACCGCAACGGCAUGUGCUCAUACGCGGCCCCAAUAGCGGCGUACAAGCUGCUGCCCGAGGCCAAGCGAACUCGUGAUGGGACGGCACUCCUGGCCUGGGUUAAGGAACGUGAAACGAAGCGUCACUGCAUCCCCGGCAGUACGCUCACGCCCGCCGACAACAUCGAAUGGUUCGCCCCGAAAGGCAACGCUACCAACGACUUUGUCGUGUGCGCCGAGUGCAUGGAUGACGUCGUCUCCGUGACGCCAUUCGCUGACAAGUUUGAAGCGCAUGACAUGCCCGCAGACGCGAGCUGGCACUGUGACGGCGCACUUGAGACCAUGCGAAACAACUUGCUUCGCGCGGGCAGCAUUGGACCUGCCGCUUGGGAGGCUUUCUGCACCAACAUCAAUCGCAUGCAAAUGCUCCCAGUCUGCGACGGCAAGGAUGUUGAAAGCACUUCCCGCAAAUGGUACACCACGUCAAGACCAAUCCAUGGCUUUGUAUGCUGCGAGCGCUGCUAUCUUGAGUUUAUCAAGGCGUCGCCGUACGCGUCUGAGUUUGUGCCAUACGAUCAACCCCCGGCGCCGGGCGUGUUGUGGGGCUGCGACUUCUCCAGCCCGCGAAUGCGCUACGCAUUCGAGGUGGCAGUGGACCAUGGCAGCUUCGACAUCUGGUGGACGGCAAUGGACACGGUUGUGCACAAGAUGCUUGACCGAGACGCGCGUCCAGGUCUCGACAUGGAUAUGUGGGGGCUGGCAAACGUGCCAACAUUUGCGUCAUGGGGCGAAGGUUGUAACUCGGACUUCAGUCUAUGUGGCGAGUGCUACCCGGCAUUCGUGACGCCGUUGCGUCUGGAGAAGUUCUUUCGCCCGCGUGCCCGGGGAACAGGCCACAAGUGCUCCUUCUGCGACCAGCCGUCGGUAGCCAUCCGCUUCCCGGUAUACCUCACCAAGAUGGCGCAGGCGCUCGACUGGGGCCUUUGGACGCCUUUCUACGAGACGGCCUUCUGGCUGGGCUUCGCACCGCCUUGUCCGCGUCGCGAGCUCGUAGACCCCGUCGGGCGGCGCUGGUGGGGCUGGCGGCCAAACUUGCAGAUCUGCGAGGAGUGCUACUGGACGUUUGCGCGCGACACGUGGGCCGAGCCACACUUUGACUACAAGGGCGUGGUGACGGGCGACAGCAAGAACAUCUGCACACUGUACUCGCCACUUAUGCGCGCACAGUAUCUCGAUGCGUGCAAGCGCAAAGAUGCUGCGGAGCUGCUUGCAUUCGCUGAGAAACGAGGGCAUGCUUACGUCAACUUUUAUCUGCCGAUGAAGGCAUUGCUGCUGCAGAUCGGUGGCGGCGGAUACGGUACGGGCACGGCGCCGAUGGGUCCAGCGGGGACGAUGGGCACGUUGAGCGCAAUUUCGAGCCCCGUCAAUGGGUACUCCUACAACCCGUGGGGUACGCAAGGCGCGACUGGGUACCCCAGCGUCGCGGCGCAGAUUCUCCACCUCGAGCAAGAGUGGGAGAAGUUCGAGUAG